AUGCCCGCCUUUGACGAUGAUGAUGAUAGAUCCCAGGAUGGAAGUUUCGACAACGACAAUGACGAGACCAUGCAGGACCUCGAUGAGGGCGACGGCGAUGGGGAUGCUGACGGUGAUGGAGAUGGAGACGGUGAUCUAGACGGGGAUGGAGAGGGCGACGGCGACGACGAUGAUGAUGCUGAGAGUCACCAGAGCGACUCUCAACCCACGGACAAUGAAGAUGGUUCUGGCGAACCAAACACCACUCAGGAUCGGACGCAGCGGUCUUCAGCCUUGCAAACUGGCCUCUCACGUGGAGCGGCGGCACGAUCCAACAUCUCCCCCGAGUACCUCGAAGCCGCAACCUACGAUAUUGUCCCGACGAUAGCUGCCCCCCAAAGCACUUCCAUCAACGCUGUGUGCGCGACUGCAGACAUGCGUUGGGUAUUCACCGGGGGCUCCGACGGCUACAUCCGGAAAUUCAAUUGGGUCGAGUCAGUUAAUAACAAACUUGCCCUCACAGUAGCUCAACGCCAUCCUUUUGUCGACAGCGUGGUCAAAGCCGGUGUUUUGAUGACAUAUUGGGAGAAUUGGGAUUCUCGACCCCAAUCAUCUCAAACCCUGUCUCCGGUCUACUCACUGGCUUGCCAGAGCCAGGCUUUAUGGUUGUUGUCGGGGACAGCAUCCGGCGCCAUCCGACUACAGUCUGUUAGACAUGAUGAAGGCCGAGAGAUUGCUCUGUUGCAGAAACAUACUUCUGCAGUCUCGGUCCUCUCCCUUUCUUCCGAUGAGAGGAGCUUAUUGUCUGGAAGUUGGGACAAGACAGUUUUAGACUGGGAUUUGGACACCGGCCAAGUACGAACCACUUUCGCGGCGAGUGCCGUACAGAUUUCGUCGAUCGAAAUACGCCCUUUAUCAUCUCUCCCUGUUCCAGCCGAAUCAGGACAAGUUGUCGUAACUAAUGGCACCAUGUCCUCCAACGACGGCAAACCUCCCAAUGGUAUCAAAAGUGAGGCGCCAGGUCAAAAUCUCCCAGAACAACCCGCGGUUGCCACACCGGACUCACUAUUCGGGGAUGGAGACGAUGACCUCUUCGGAGACGGCGCCGGAGGGGUCAUGGGCAACGGAGGAGACCUCGCCGACGCGUUUGGAGAAGAGGAUGAUGAAAUGUCGCGGGCGAUGGCGAACGGGCCGCACCCAGAAGAAUUGGUUGAUCACGACAUGUUAGACGCCACACAGCCUACACGCCAAACAGCGUCUGCCGCUCAAGGGGCAAAUACCGAAACUCCGGUCACUGCGGGCGAAGUCCCUAAUGGGGUGCCUAACACGGCUGAACAGCCACUAGCCAAUGGCUUGCCACACGCCGAAGACAUGGAGAAGCACGUCGGCGAUCAGGGCAACGAUCAAGAGGCCGAGGCACCUCCUACAUCCGUUUCAACCUUCCUUGCUACAUCUAUCGAUGGGGCUAUACGUGUCUGGGAUCGAAGGCAAUCCAAGCCGGUUGCGCGUAUCCUGCCACGAAACACACCUCCGUGGUGCCUCAGUGCAUGUUGGUCACCCGACGGCAACUAUAUAUAUGCAGGAAGGCGAAACAAUACCGUUGAAGAGUACGACUUAAGAAAGGGAUUGAGAGGACCAGAGCGCGUCUUCCGGUUUCCGAAUGGAAGCGGGGCGGUUACUUCCGUCAAAGCCAUGCCCAACGGUCGCCAUCUUAUUUGUGCAUCAUAUGAUAUUCUACGACUUUAUGAUUUGAAGGAAUCCCAGUCUCAACGGUCCACUGUACCAUUCUUGAUCGUGCCCGGUCACCGAACGGGAGUGGUAUCACAUCUGUACCUUGAUCCGGCAUGCCGGUUUUUGCUGUCCACCGGAGGCAACCGUGGUUGGGAAGGAGCAUCAACGGAAGUGCUCUUGGGGUACGAAAUAGCAGUUCCUGGUCGGUGA
Messenger RNA from Rhinocladiella mackenziei CBS 650.93, 1920 nucleotides. RefSeq lists its product as uncharacterized. The coding region runs from base 1 to 1920 and encodes 639 amino acids. NCBI's taxonomy places the organism in Eukaryota, Fungi, Ascomycota, Eurotiomycetes, Chaetothyriales, Herpotrichiellaceae. The record is from RefSeq and is a predicted model, not a curated record. The transcript has a single exon. Gene Ontology annotation, molecular function: protein binding.